AUGCUUUUCCGAAAUUGCGCCACCAGCAUCGCAUUGCUUGCUUCCAACGCAGCAGCUACAAUAUAUUACGCAGGCGUCGCUGAAAGCAGUGGGGAAUUCGGAGUCUGGAGUGCGACAGCGACCCCUGGUACUGGGCUUCCAGGAACAUUUGGCGUCGAUUAUGCAUUCAUUAAUAAGAGUGCUAUCGAUGUCUUCGUUGAUCAGAACAAGGUCAACCUCUUCCGAGUAGCCUUCCUCCUUGAACGAAUGUGCCCACUUUCAUACGGGCUAGGGUCAAAAUUCAACGAGACGCACUUCUCUUUCUUCAAAGAUGCAAUUGAUUAUGUCACAGUCAACAAGUCUGCAUAUGCAAUCCUUGACCCGCAUAAUUACAUGAGAUACAACGAUCCUAGUAGCCAACCUAUGACUGGCAGCAUCAUUGGUGAUACGUCGGAUGUGAAGGCUGCCACGACGGCCCAGUUCGCUGCCUUUUGGGGAGAGCUUGCAGGACGAUUUAAAGACAACGAGAAGGUGAUCUUUGGCUUGAUGAACGAGCCUCACGACAUGCCCACAAGCCUAGUUCUCGCGAAUGAUCAAGCAGCCAUCAACGCGAUCCGAAAAGUCAAUGCAAAGCAACUGAUCAUCGCGCCCGGAAAUAGCUGGACUGGAGGCCAUUCUUGGACAUCUGGUAGUGAUGCAUCUUCUCUCAUCAUGGCAAAUAUCUCGGACCCGCUCAACAAUACCGCAUUCGACAUCCACGAAUACUUCGACUCCGAUUACUCGGGUGGGCAUGUCAACUGUACCAAUCUUGCCUCGACUCAGCUCGCUCCGUUGACGGCUUGGCUUGCGCAGCAUAACUUCCGGGCUAUGAUUACUGAGUUUGGUGCUUCGAAUAGUACGGGAUGUACCUCCUAUGUCUCGGACAUUAUUUCUUAUAUGGAAAAUAACCCACAGUAUAUUGGAUGGACUGCAUGGGCAGCUGGUCCAUUCUGGGGAACGAGCAGUCCUUGUUGCACAGAUCAAGCUCAUUGGGGAAGUCUGGAACCUGGCAGUACGGCCGCUGAUGGGAGUCCCAGUCUGUACGAGACGGUAUGGAUGAAGACAAUUCAAAAAAUUGUGCCGAAGACUCUGGUUUGGAAGGGCAUGAGUGCAUUGAAACCGAUGUAAGAUUUACUCAUGAUGAUAUCAAAAAGAGUAGACGGUUAGUACAAAAACAUUACGUUGGCAGCAGAACCUCUAGAGCUUAGAUGAUCUCUAUGAGCGCUGUCAUCAUAU
Mollisia scopiformis is the source of this 1254-nucleotide messenger RNA. RefSeq names its product cellulase-domain-containing protein. The transcript has 6 exons. The record is from RefSeq and is a predicted model, not a curated record. Bases 1 to 1146 code for a protein of 381 amino acids. Gene Ontology annotation, biological process: glucan catabolic process. NCBI's taxonomy places the organism in Eukaryota, Fungi, Ascomycota, Leotiomycetes, Helotiales, Mollisiaceae. Gene Ontology annotation, molecular function: hydrolase activity, hydrolyzing O-glycosyl compounds.